Molecule: messenger RNA, 1509 nt
Organism: Colletotrichum higginsianum IMI 349063
Lineage: Eukaryota; Fungi; Ascomycota; Sordariomycetes; Glomerellales; Glomerellaceae
Product: Protein kinase
Exons: 7
Coding region: 1-1509 (502 amino acids)
Source: RefSeq, a predicted model, not a curated record
AUGGACGACUACAUGUUCCGCGAGCAUGUCAGCAAGUGCCGCCAGAUCUCGGAGGCGACGCAUUAUGUUGAAAUUCUCAACUAUUCGGCGCGGAAACGCGGUUUCUCCAUGAACAGCGAGAGACUAAAACCAAUUGACUUUCAGGACCCGUUCUACAACACGUGCGAGGAGCACCCUCUAACCAUGGACGAAUUUGACAACUUCCUCCACCGACGGGGCGCGUUCGAGCCGGCAAAGGUCAAAGAGGACGUCAAACUGCUCAACGGCAUUCGAUUAGUACUCCAGAAGAAUGCCAAGCACAAGGACACAUUUACGCCGCAUACAAUUACCUUCACGGCAGAUGCCUACCAGUCCAUGGUCCGCGCCAUGCGGUUGCCCUUCAGAGCCAUCGAGGGCACCAGCGUCGUCGGGCCAUUCUUCUGGUGUGCCUAUGACCAAGACGACGAUGAUCCCACUCUACCCGUCCCAGAAAUCAUCUUCCGCAAGUCCGACGUCCGUAAAAAGGGGAAGACGCGCGGGUGGGAGAUUAUGCUCUCGCAUUGCUUUAGCAACGGCAUCACGUCGGGCUACGUCAAGGGCACACCGAGCUCCGACAUCGUCGCAGCGAUCCAACACCUUACGUUCUGCGCGCGUCAGGUGGGCCACCCGAUGCUCUUGCCCAUCAUUAUCCUAUCGCACGACCUGUCGUCGCAGAACGACCAGAAGCAGCGCGACGCCCGCGACUGGCUGCGCAAGCUCGAGCACGCCGUCAGCAUGCGCAACGAGAUCGAGGACGAGGAAGGGUAUGUCAGCAAGGACGGGUACCUCGAGGUGGACGCCAUCAGCCGUGACCUCGUCGAGUGUCAUAGUCAGGUGCUGUGGAAGCGGCCGCAGGCGUACCUGGAGAUCGUCAAGGAGAUCGAGGCCGGGCUGCAUAAGUUCAAGGAGAAGGUGCCUGCCGACCACCUCACGCCCGACCUGGACAAGCUGCACCGGAGCAUGAUUGCCAGGUUAGACUUUUACCGGCUGAAGCUCAAGGGCAUUGAGAAUUACCAGGCGACGACGUUGGAGAGGCUACACAUCCAGCGGAGUGCGCUAUACAACCUGCUCUCUCAGCGAGAGUCCAAGAUUCAGUUUCAGAUGGCCGGUGAGCAGCGUAGACUGGCGCACGCCAGCAAGCGGGACAGCACGGCGAUGAAGACCAUCUCACUGCUCGGUGCCGUGUUCCUGCCAGGGACCUUUCUCGCGUCUGUUUUCAGUAUGACGUUUUUCGAUUUCGGAAACGGAGCGGACCCGGUCAUCUCCAAGGAACUCUGGGUGUACUUCGCCAUCACGAUACCUUUGACAAUCGUCAUCGUCGGCGGGUGGAUCGUGUUCGACCGGCGGCGCGAGGGCAAGUUCGCCUCCGAAGAUGCGGAUCUGGAGAAGAACAUUGAGCACAUGGAGGCGGACAUCAUGGCCAUGAUGCGGAAGCGGACGAUGAGCAAGGCCAACACGUGGACGUCGGUCACGUCGCCCAUACGGCCAUGA